Molecule: messenger RNA, 1723 nt
Organism: Anopheles gambiae (African malaria mosquito)
Lineage: Eukaryota; Metazoa; Arthropoda; Insecta; Diptera; Culicidae
Product: golgin subfamily A member 8A
Exons: 1
Coding region: 76-1722 (548 amino acids)
Source: RefSeq, a predicted model, not a curated record
GCAGCACAGCACGAUACCCAUCGGAUGUCGAAGCAAACAUUGCCGCGUUGAAGAUAAAGCAUUCCGCUUUUCAGUAUGGCAAACGGAGCGCUUGUCCCUGCCUUUUUUGGGCCGAUUGAAAAUCUUAGUGCCGAAGACCGUAUCGAGCAAAUCCAGCGUGAGCGGGCCGAGAUUGUACGAUGGAAGCAUCGGUACCAGAAGAUAGAUGCUAUUAAGCCGGGAGAAACUGCAGAAGCUUUCCAAAUACGAUGUUUGAACAAAAGGUUGAUUCAUUUAGAGCGUGAAAAAGCUCAAAAAGAGCUAAAACUUAAAAUUUUCAAUGCUCCCGUAUAUCGUCGGGAGGCCGAAAAUCUGCGCCGCUACAUCCUCCGGAUGCUGGACGAUGCCGUACGGUACGAAAGACAAAUCGAAGCUGCCAAGACUGACACGAAUGAGCUGUUGUCGCAGAUUAAGCGCGCAAACGCUGAGCUAGAAUGCGCCACCAAAGCAGUUCCCUCGGAUUACGUUUACCGCGUAGCGCUGGAGAAAUCACGCACCGAGCUUGCUGCCUUGGAGAGCCGGCUUGAUAAUGCGCGCAAGCUGGAAGGCAAACUGCAUGCCGAAAAUCGGAAGCAUCGCAAUGAGAUCGAUAACAUGCUCGGCGAGCGCAAGUUGUAUAACCAGCAGUGGCAGCAGUAUGUGCGAGAGUUGAACCGGAAUAGGAAGUUUUUGCUCGACAUGAUUGAGCGCGCUACGCUGGCGUUUAAUCAAGGUGAGGAUCUGUGCCAUCGGAUCGAUUCGCUAAAAGUCCAGGAAUCCCGAGACAAGCGGGCACGAACGCAGGAGAUGAUCGAGGUGGAACGGCAGAUCGUUGGCACGCGGCAUGUUAAUGAGUUCUUACGGACAAAGGGCUACAAAAGGGCGAUCGCCGAGCUGGACCCAAGUUUGGUUCGGAAGCGCAAUCGCUUCAAAAUGGCUAACUGGGAAAAGAUCGAUCGGUUUGGCGCCGUCAUUAACAGUACCAUGGAAUAUUUGCAGCUUGACGCCAUCCAGGAUGUUCUAUUUCAAAUCGAAAAACAGCAGGACAAGUAUACAGCGUUGUUCCGGUAUUUGAAUGUAACGAAUGCAAAGAUUGAGGAGGCGAAUGGGAUCGCCCGAGAUCUGGAGAAAGAUAGCGAGCGUUUGCAGGAGGGAGAGAAACGCAAAAGGCUUUCCGAAGAGCGGUCAGUGAAGCAAGACUUGCAAGAGUUGCUGGAAGCUAAGCGGCACUCGACGAAGCUGCAGGAGGAGGUUUGUCUGCAGCAGGAAGAACUUGCGGUAAAGCUCGGAGUGAUCGAACAGGCGCUGUCGUUGGUAGGGUUUGAGCGAACAAAAAUACAGCAGCUAAUGGGAGGUUCUACCAGUUCCACUUACGACCGAUUGACAAACGAGUGCUUAAUGGAUGCGCUGUCUGCCAUUGAGCGGAAGGUGUUGGCGCUGGUUAAAAUGAGUGCAACUGGAGCGGCAGUAGAAGAGGACACCCCAAUUAGCACCCUGUAUGGCAGUCAGCAGUGUGCGGAAUGUGCCGAGGGACAAGACGUGAAUCAGCACGACGAGCGUAUAGUGUUGCCGACGGAACACCAGCAGCUGGCAGAGAAUGUGCGAAAACGCGUAACAGCGCCAGAGAUGCAGUACCGGUUGCAUACACUGAGCCAGUGCAAACUUCCCCGCUCUCGGAUGCUGGUUAACAAGCGAUAUCAGUAGA